UCGGGAAUCGGGAGUCGGGAGCUGAGUGAAGCCGAGUCGAGUCGAGUUGAGCGGACGCCGAGUGCGGGAGGAAAGAGGAACGCGACUCGAGCGACUGGUAGUUAUGAGGAGCCGCGACGGCGAGGCCCACCUCCAGGCCGUUGGCCCGCUCCUCUGAUCGUGGCAGCGCGUCUGCGCGCGGAGCGGAUACAGCCGAUCUCGGAGGCAGCCGACGAGGUACGCGCACCGGGUGAUAAAUAGUCCAGGGCCGCGCGCCGCGCGCGACUCCAGCCAGCUCCGGACGGCGGCGUUGCGCCGUGACACGUAGUCGUCGGUUCGCGCGCAAGUUAUCUGCUUGCCCUCCGUGCACAUGCUGCUGCGGUGCGAGCCACGGGAGGCUGGAUGUCGGCGAGCCACGGGGAAGACGAUGCAACAGCGUCAACGACGACGACGCCUCCGUCAUCGACGUUUCUCGGGCAGCAGCGACAGCGGCGGCAGCAGAAGUGCCGAGCGAGAUUUGAGUGAUACCAAGUGACAAUAAAUAUGGACAGCCUGCGGCCGCUGAUAACGAAGAUGGAUGUUAUCCGUGCAGCCGAGGUUCUGCCCCUGUUACAGGAGCGUCUGGCCAUAUUACCGGGCGGACGCGACCGUCGCGGGGGCCUCCUUCUGCUGUUCCCGACGACGGCGAGACGCGAGCGAGCCAAACCUGAGGACUACCGACGACUCCUUCAGUACCUAUUGGCCAUUCCCAACGACGAGGACCGAGGUUUGCGUUUCACCGUUGUCGUUGACAUGCGCGGCACCACCUGGGACUCCGUCAAGCCUAUACUCAAGGUACUGCACGACCACUUCCACCACUCUGUCUACAUAGCCUUCCUGAUAAAGCCGGAGAACUUUUGGCAGAAACAAAGGACUUCGUUGGCCAAACAGAAGAAGUACAACUUUGAGAUUAAUACAGUAAAUUUCGAAGCGCUAGUUAGAAAUAUAGACCCUUCGCAAUUAACUACAGACUUGGAUGGCUCUCUUCAGUACGACCAUGCCCAGUGGAUUGAUAUUCGUGUAGCUGUAGAAGACUUCACUUGGCAGGUCAGUGACCUACUCGAUAGACUAGAUGAUUUACAAGAGGAUCUUAGUCGUAAUGAUUUCGCUGACGAUGUCGGAGGAGCGAAGCAUGGCAUAGAUCUUCAUAACGACAUGAAGAAGAAAAUAAUGAAAGUUCCAGUUGAAGAUGUUGGAGUUGUCGGCAAUCGUCUCUUACAACGUUUCAACAUAAAUGUAAAUGGUAGUGAUGAGAGUGGUAGUGUAGAAUCAGGAGCAACGGGUGGAUCAGAGUCCGACGGCAGAGACAUAGCAAACCUCGUCAUACAGCAUCUCGACUCUGUCAACGCUGCCCAACAGCAUUUAUUGCAAUUAUGGCAUAUUAAAAAAAUUAAGCUUGAACAAUGUUUCCAGCUAAGGUUAUUUGAACAAGAUUGUGAAAAAAUGUUUGAAUGGAUAUGCCAUAAUCGCGAGAACUUUUUAGCUAAUUACGUAGAAAUUGGACGGUCCUACCAACUAGCGAAGAGUCUUCAGGAGGAGCAUAAACAUUUCGCCAUGAAUUCAAUGAAUAUGUACGUAAAUAUCAACAAAAUCCUGACGAUGGCGGGCCGUCUCCUCGAGACUCAGCAUUAUGCGGCAGGCCAUGUGCGCGCUGUAGCCGGUCGCCUCGAUCGCGCUUGGAAAGAAUUUGCUGCGGGUCUGGAUGAACGUACGGCUGUUUUGGGACUGAGCGUUGUGUUCCAUCACAAGGCCGAGCAAUACGUGGACAGUGUAACUGGUUGGAGUCAGGCUUGUGAUGCCACCAAUCUACCUAGCGAGAUACCGGUUCUCGAGUUGCAUAUCAGACAACAUCAGACACUGUACGAAGCCAUGUGCCAGGCUUACACAGAGGUUCAUAGUACCAGUAAGAAGCUUCUUUACCAGCUGGAUCAUCUUGUGCAAGUCUGUAACCAACCCCAGGGGAUAGAUCACGCGACAAGAAAACACAGUCAAGACGGCCACGGAAUGGAUGGACGAGGUGGGAUGAGUGGAAAUCCAGCUGCGGACUACAGUGAGGGCGCCUCGCACGUGCUCGCAGUCAUUCACCAGAUACUGGGCCAUCAUCGGGCCCUCGAGGCUCGCUGGCACGCGAGGAAGAUCAAGCUGCACCAGAGACUGGCUCUGAGAUUGUUUCAAGAAGACGUCAAGCAGGUGUUGGACUGGCUUACGAACCACGGUGAGGUUUUCAUCCGUAAGAACACGGGGGUCGGUCGUAAUCUGCAAAAGGCUCGGGUAUAUCAGAAGAGUCACGAGCACUUUGAGAACGUUGCGCAGAAUACUUACACGAAUGCCUCGAAGUUGUUGACUGCGGCGGAGGAGCUCGCGCAUACGGGCGAAUGUGCCCCGGAUGAGAUAUACGCGGUGGCCCAGGAACUCGAGGCUCACGUCAGUAGCUUUGCAGCGAGAGUCGAGCAGCGCAGACGUAGGCUAGAUCUCGCAGUCGUCUUUUACACACACGAGAAAGAGCUGUCGGGUUGGGUCGAUGAGCUCCGCCAGGAGCUGCAGCAGGAUGAAGUCGCGGAAAGUCUGGAGACGGCCGAAAGGCUCCUAGAACAAUGUGCCCAACAUAGAACUUCCUGCCUCGAAGCGUGUGCCUCGACUAUUGCCCAAGGUGAAGCACUGUUGCAAGAGUUGCGCGAUUCCACUGAAAUGCCCGACACCACCGGCUCCAUUGCAGCGGUAGAAGCGGCUCUCGAUAGACUAUCAGGGUUGCGUCAGGAGCUUGAGGACCUGUGGGCGACGCGUAAACUUCGCCUCGAGCUGUGCCUACGAUUGAGAGUAUUCGAACGUGACGCCCUGGAAGCAAGCGGAGAGCUGGAAAUGUGGGCACAAGAAUUGCAGAAUCCACCACGGGAAGGUUCGCCAGAACAGCUUCUUCGUGUUCAUAAUGAUGGGGUUGCUCAGAUGCAGAACACGGCAUUCCAGGUGCUACAACAGGGCCAAGAGCUCGCACAGGUUCUCGAUCAGGCGGGGGUUUGCAUUAUGGCCGACGGUCAGCAUACGGCGUCGAAUCGCGUUCAGAUUCUCUUGGAGUUUUUAAAUGAACGCGAGAUGGAUGCGGAAGAUCUGGCGGAGAUGAGACGUGUACGACUCGAGCAAUCGGCCCAGUUGGUGCAGCUGCAGCAGGAUGCGACACAUGUCGCCAAUUGGAUCAGGAAUGGUGAGACGAUGCUACUGGCUUCGUUGCGUAUACCGGAAAAUCUCCAAGACGCCGAGCAAUUGAGACACGAACACGAGCAGUUUCAAGUUGCAAUUGAGAAAACCCAUACGUCAGCCGUGCAGGUGAAGCACAGAGCGGACGCACUGGUGAGCGCCAACCACUACGACCCGAAGAGCAUACGUGACGUAGCUGAAGACGUGACGAAGAGGUGGCAGCAGUUGGUGACGUGCGCGGAAGAGAGGCAUAAGCUCGUUACCGCAAGCAUAAACUUUUACAAGACAGCGGAACAGGUGCGUUCGGUUCUGGACAGCCUCGAGCGUGAGUACAAGCGCGAUGAGGACUGGUGUAUGGGUGGCGAAAAAGCAAGUCAAGUACCAACGUUAGUGAGCAAACAUCAGGAACAGAAGGAGGCAUUCCUUAAAGCGUGCACUUUGGUGAGGCGGACAGCGGAGACAUUCCUCAAGUACACCAAUCGUAGCUUACAGUUUUACAGUUAUCAGAUCACUGGUGCUACUUCCGAAAAUAAAGUCAAAAGCAUUCUGGAAGAACUUCUGAGUAAGGAGAACAAAGUCCUUGAAUACUGGACUCAACGUAAAAAGCGGCUGGACCAAUGCCAUCAGUAUGUAUUAUUUGAACGUAGUGCCAAACAGGCUCUCGAGUGGAUCAGUGAAACCGGCGAACUUUAUCUUGUUACACACGCCAGUGCGGGUCGAAAUCGCGCUGAGAAUGAACAAUUACUUCAUGAACAUGAUUUUAAGGGAGCAGCUAAGGAAACUCGUGAAAGAGUCAAACUUUUAAUUCAAUUGGCCGAUAAUCUUGUGGAAAAAGGCCAUGCUCAUGCAACAGCAAUUAAACAGUCGGUUGCUGAAGUGGACCAGAGAUACAAGGACUUUAGUAUGCGACUCGACUGUUAUAAAGCGACAAUAGAGGAUGAUCUUGGAAUACAGUCGGAUGAAGGACCGAAGGAAAUAACAAUCGAUAGGAAUUCCGAUCCGCUUUUAGAAGAGAAAAUCAAGGGAAAAGAUAUAAAAGAGCUGAAUGAAGAAAAACGUAGAUCUGCUAGACGGAAAGAGUUUAUAAUGGCUGAACUGUUGCAAACGGAAAGAACUUAUGUUAAGGAUUUAGAAACUUGCAUCAAAUGUUUUCUUGAUGAAACGAGACAAGGUAAAAAUAAUGUACCUCAAGGUCUUCAAGGUCGUGAAUCAAUCAUAUUUAGCAACAUGGAAGAAAUUCAUCGGUUUCAUUGUGACAUUUUUCUUCGUGAAUUAGAAAAAUACGAGACAAUGCCAGAAGAUGUCGGUCAUUGUUUUGUUACAUGGGCCGCUAAAUUUGAUAUGUACGUUACGUACUGCAAAAAUAAACCAGAAAGCAAUCAGUUGUUAGUUACACAUAGCGGUACAUGGUUUGAAGAUUUACAAAGAAGACACAGAGUUGAGCAUCCAAUCGCAGCUUAUUUAAUUAAACCUGUGCAGAGAAUUACAAAAUAUCAGCUUUUACUUAAAGACCUACAGGCCUGUUGCCAGGAAGGUCAAGGAGAAAUCAAAGAUGGUCUGGAAGUUAUGCUGAAUGUGCCUAAAAAAGCAAACGAUGCCUUACAUUUGAGUAUGUUAGAAGGCUGUGAUGUCAGAAUAGAUACACUUGGUGAUGUAGUUUUACAGGAUCCUUUCACAGUUUGGGAUCCCAAGCAAUUAAUAAGAAAAGGUAGAGAGAGACACAUUUUCCUUUUCGAGCUGUAUUUACUCUUCAGUAAAGAAGUUAAGGAUUCUGCUGGCAAAGUGAAGUACAUAUAUAAAAGUCGCUUAAUGACAUCAGAGCUCGGUGUAACAGAGCACAUCGAAGGUGAUGAAUGCAAAUUUGCGGUUUGGACGGGCAGAGCGCCGACGAGCGAUACACGUGUCGUUUUGCGCUCUAACUCCUUAGAGUCGAAGCAGCUAUGGGUGAAACGACUUCGUGAAGUUAUUCAAGAGACGUACUUUAGUCUGAGCAUGCCCAAGAGCCCGGCGAAGAAGAGCUCGAGUCAACGGUCAAGUAGGGAUCUCGAGGAGUGUGCUUCGCUCGACGAUAGUGUAGAAAAUCUGGAUAGAAAUUCACUUGCGUCCUUCGGAUCUACAAAUACUACCGAUUCUGAUAAGACUGGCGUUGCGGAGAUGACGUGGGUGGUGGCUGACCAUUUGGCAGCGCCGGGCUCGCGAGAACUCAGCGUAUCCAAGGGUCAGCAGGUUGAGGUCUUGGAGAACGGUGGCGUUGGCGUUGGAAGCAAUGGCGAGUGGACCCUGGUGAGGCUACCCUCGGCCCCAGGUCAGUCGGAGCCGCCGCCCGAGGGCCUUGUACCGACCAGCGCCCUGAAGCAGCCACCCGCAGCCGCCUGUAAAACCUCACCCUCGAGGAAACCUCCUAUCUCGCAGACACCGAGCAACAUCAUUCAGCAAACGUCCAUCAGCGCCGAGGACGAAAUCAUUGGAGGUGACGGAUGUGGAUCCGCCAAUACAAGCUCACCAGGCAACAAGAGACGCGGCUUCAGUGGACGAAAGUGGCUGCCGCCGCCGCUGCGCAAGCUCAGUCAGAGUAAGGUCGACAAGUCUUCGGAGCGGCCGCCCCCGCCGCCACCGCCGCCCCCGCCCACAUCGGCGAAGAAGAGCGGCCUCGACAAGCUUUUCAAGCUGCCGAGCUCCGGCUCGAGCGACAAGUCCCAGGCAUCGAGCAGCGGAGGCUCGGCCUCGAGAGCCGCACCAGCUGGCGCCACAUCGCGCCAGGGCAGCGCUGAGGAGGAGAUCACCGGCACCGGCCCCGAGGACGCCGAGGAGGCGAGGCCUCUCAGCCAGCAGAACGGCGCCGAGGACGCCGAGGACGAGCAGCUAGAGCUGCCGCCGCCCAUGAAACCCAUCACCGAGCCGAUACUAGUCGCGGGCACAGCCGCGGCCGCGACUUCCGCCAAUAGCGAUGAGCUGCCCGGGAAGCUGGUGACCGAGUGCUCGAUCAAGUCGCUCGACGGGGACACGAACGCCGACCUCGCCGAGAUCGAGCAGAUAGUGAAGGAGCGAAUGGAGCAGCACACGGAGAAUCGCGAGCGCAACAGCGGCGGGGGCACGGUCGGGACGCAGGCCCGAACCCCGGUGAAAUCGAGUGGCCCAGCGAUGACGAUGACAGCGACGGGCGCAUCGAUAACGUCCGCGGAUCUGCCGUCCAUCACCGCCUCCCUACCGACCACCAAUGCCUCGAUCGACAGCGAGGAGCCGCCGACUAUGGGCAGCGAAGACCCGGAGACUACGGCUCUCGCCAAGCGCCAGUUCGUCAUUAGGGAGCUCGUCGAGACGGAGCGCGACUACGUUAAUGACUUACGACAAAUCGUCGAGGGCUACAUGGCCCUCAUGAGGGAUCCCGGCACGGACAUUCCCUUGCCGGAUGAUCUCAAGGGCGGCAAGGACAAGAUGGUCUUUGGAAACAUCGAGGCCAUGUAUGAGUGGCACAGAGAUUGCUUCCUCAAGUCUUUGGAACACUGCCUUGAACGACCCGAAGAGCUUGGCCCGCUUUUUAAGCGGUACGAGAGGAAGUUGCACAUGUAUGUCGUUUAUUGUCAGAAUAAGCCCGUUUCCGAGUACAUAGUUUCUGAAUAUAUCGACACUUACUUCGAGGAACUUAGACAAAAAUUGGGCCACCGGCUACAAUUGUGCGAUCUUCUCAUAAAACCAGUGCAGAGGAUCACCAAGUAUCAGCUACUGUUACGCGAGGCCCUGAGAUUGACGGAACGCACGCAGAGACUCUCGGAAAUCGAGGGCCUCAGAGCUGCUGCGCACGUAAUGCGAGUCAUACCCAAAGCGGCCAACGACAUGAUGGACGUCGGCAGGUUGCAGGGUUUCGAUGGAAAAAUAACUGCGCAAGGUAAACUCUUACUUCAUGGACCAUUAAUGGUUGCUGAGCUUUCGUCGCUGCCAAGUCGAGGAAGAGAAUGGCAAGUGUUCCUCUUUGAACAAAAUAUUAUCUUCAGUGAAGCUGUCGGUAAAAAGACACAAUUUACAAAUCCCGCCUACAUAUACAAGGCUCAUAUUCAGGUGAACAAAAUGAGUCUGGAGGACUCAGUCGACGAUCCGGAAAAGUUCAUUAUCCGCUCGACGGAUCCACGUAAGCCUGGUCUAGGUUUCAUGUGUUAUUGUUGUCCUGUUACGAGUGAUGAAAUCGUUACGGGAAGCAUCGGUGGCUCUGGGAGUACUUCGGGCAGCGCACUACGACGCCAAGAGUGGGUUGACACCAUCACCUCUAUACUACAGACCCAGCGCGAUUUCCUCAAGGCAAUACAGUCACCAAUCGCCUACCAAAAGGAACUUACCAAAGAUCCACUUCGCGGCUCGACGCCGGAACCGUCCUCGUCGUCCUCCCGCUCGCUUCUGCCAAUCAUCAGCAAGGAUCGCCAGGACUCGGCGACGAGCAGCGCCGGGAGCACACCGACGAGGAAAAGCCAGCCGAUACAUCGCUCGCGCACCGGCGGACCCCUGGACGGAGGUGACAUCGACGCGCCCAGGACCCCUAGUCCCACUAAGAGCAAGCUCAAUUUCCUCGAGGGAUUCCGAAAUACGCUGCGUGCUCGCUCCCCAGUGCGCAUCGGCUCCGUACCGGUCGCACCGGGUGCCAGGGUGAGACUCGCGGCGGACUGGGGCGCGCUGAGAGUCGGCGACGAGCUCGUAGUCAGAAGGCUCGAAGGCAAUGGCCUCGUCGUCACCCACGCGGACAACGCCAAGCAGGAGCAUUGGAUACCGGCGAGCCUCAUUCCCAACUCCUCGGUGAGUCGCGCCUGGUCCUUCAGACCGCGGAAGCUCAACGCCGACAGAAUCGUCCCCAAUGAGGUAGCUGGCAACGGAGGCAGUAGCAAGAAUCUCGCGCCGCCCUGCAUUUCCAGCGCCCCAACCCCCAUCAAGGCCAACUCCGGGGAAGUUGCCAGGCUCGCGGUCCAAGUCUCACAGACGGAGGCUGCCGUGGUUGUUUGGAGAAGGGAAGGACAGGAUAAGGAUAUUCAGGAAAACGAGAGGUACAGAUUGCGCCAGAGCGCCGGAUUCUUCUAUUUGGAAAUUACGAGAUGCAGACCCGCUGAUUCAGGAGCGUACUGUUGCAGUAUUCAAUGUGAAAAUGGCUCGUGUUCAGCUAGAAUUUACUUAUCUGUCAGUGGUGGUACGGGAACGACGUGGGCGCGCGUCCUGGACUCGACGCGUAUCGAGGUCGACUGGGAGGGCAAAGAGAUCGGCAGAUGCGAGGUCGAGUACCGGUCGAUGCCCUCGACCAACUGGACGACGGCCCUCGAAGACAUCGAGAGCCCACCAGUGGUGCUGGAUCUGUUACCGGGCGCGAGCUACAGCUUCCGUGUCGUCGGCAAGAACGGCAGCCUCACCUCGGCAUCGCCCGUUGUCAAUCUGCCGCUUGGCGACGGGACCGCCUGGGAGGCCGAGCAGUUCGUCGCCAGGUACUUGGAGCUCGACGAGAUCGGCAAGGGGAGAUUCGCAGUUGUGCGACGCGCAAGAGACCGAGGAACUGGCCAGGAAGUAGCCCUGAAGCAAACUCCUCGGCAAAAGCAAUCGAGAUCGUUAACGCGCGCCGAAUACGACUUAUUGGCGUCGACGCAUCACGGCAACAUCGUGAGGGCAUUUGCACUCUUUGAGAAUGCACCGCAGCUUGGAGUGGACACCAUUGUAUUGGAGCUAGUACGAGGUCCGACGCUGUUUUGCUACUUGAGCAAAAAGACCGAGUAUACGGAAAGUAUGGCCAGCAAAUUUGCAAAUCAACUGCUCUCCGGCCUGCAGUGGCUGCACCGUCGCGACAAGGCUCACCUUGACCUUAAGCCGGAGAACGUCCUUGUCGACCAGGAUACGGGUAUCGUCAAGCUCAUCGACCUGGGCGAGGCGGUGCGUGGACCCGUCGACGAAGUCGUACCCCCGGCGGACCUCGAGUUCGCUGCACCCGAGUCGGUCCUCGGCAGACCGGCCGGACCCUACACCGACAUGUGGGCCGCUGGCGUUUUUAUUUAUGUAUUACUCAGCGGACUUUCUCCCUUCUUGGAUGAUUCGGUCGAAGAGACCACGACGAAUAUUCUGAAAUGUGAUUUUUGUUUUCCCGACGAAUAUUUCGAGACUAUAUCAAACGAGGCUAAAGAUCUACUCAGCAGGCUACUUUGCUUGAGGAGCGAGGAUCGAGCGAGUGCCGAAUUUUCCUUGACAUCGUCGUGGUUUAAGGUUUCUAAAGGUGCUACUAUACCCUCGACGAGAAUGGCAGCGUUCACGGAGCGACGAGCGCACUGUUCUAAAUCACAUCGAGAUCAUCGCAACAGCUUCUAUACUUAACAUACUUUUAGCCAAUUAUCAAAUGCGACAUAUUGAUUAUUUUAUGUGUAAAUACAAAACGUAUUUAAAUUUUGUAAAUCGCUCUGUUAAUU
Molecule: messenger RNA, 9632 nt
Organism: Ceratosolen solmsi marchali
Lineage: Eukaryota; Metazoa; Arthropoda; Insecta; Hymenoptera; Agaonidae
Gene: trio
Product: trio Rho guanine nucleotide exchange factor
Exons: 37
Coding region: 523-9540 (3005 amino acids)
Biological process (GO): protein phosphorylation
Cellular component (GO): cytoplasm; extrinsic component of membrane
Molecular function (GO): guanyl-nucleotide exchange factor activity; protein kinase activity; protein binding
Source: RefSeq, a predicted model, not a curated record